Messenger RNA from Actinia tenebrosa (Australian red waratah sea anemone), 2397 nucleotides. RefSeq names its product adenosine receptor A1. Gene Ontology annotation, biological process: G protein-coupled receptor signaling pathway. The record is from RefSeq and is a predicted model, not a curated record. NCBI's taxonomy places the organism in Eukaryota, Metazoa, Cnidaria, Anthozoa, Actiniaria, Actiniidae. Gene Ontology annotation, molecular function: G protein-coupled receptor activity. Gene Ontology annotation, cellular component: plasma membrane.
AUAUUGAUAUUUCAGAUGUUUGUAUCUCUGAAAAGAGAAGUGCACGUACAAAAAUACUGCAACCAUACUAAGUGAUUUUGAAAAUAUUUUUCCCCCUUGAUAUGCGCUUUUUCAACUUUUUUAAUGGUAAUUUAUAAAAAGUUUAUUCUUAAUUUUAACAAGAAAUUAUAAUGUCUUAUGAAAAGUAAAUAGAUAAMUUAUUUGGAAAAAAUAUCAUUCAUUACUACAUGCUAUUUUUUUCUUUGCUGGCUUCGCUACUCACUCCCGGCUGACUUACAGAACUCACUCACUCCUGGCUGACUUACAGAAACGUACGGCUUCCAUUGUAUAUCAUAUUAUGAUAUAAAAUUAUAUAAUAUGAAUAUAAUAUAUAAUAUAUGGUACUGUAUUCCAAGUCAAAAACUUUGGCAAUAAUUAUAUCUCGCCUUAGUUCCCUCUCUCUCUGCUAAACCACAGGAAGCUAGUCACCAAAAGAGUGCAAAGGAGGACGCAUUCCAAACAUUGCGGAAGUGAACGAUUGCAGUACAAGUAGUCACGAAGUCGGCCAACUUUGGCCCUCUUUACCGGACAAAAUACUAAAAUAUAAUUCCUAAAACGAGAAGCUAAAGAUAAACAAGACAAGAUAAAGCAGUUUUGAAUCUUAAAGGUCUUUCGCUUUCGCCCUGGUAAUUUACCUCCAUUCUAGCCAGUGUUUGUUUGCAACUACAAGUUAGAGAAUAUAAAAUCAAGAACCAAAAUCCUCCGGUGUCUUACGAGGCUAAAACAGCUUCAUGUUAUUGCUGUUUCACAAUCAAGCCAAUAAAACUCAGAAAAAGAAAUCAAGAAAAAAAGAAAGAAAAAAUGGCAGAAAAAUGGAAAGUUCUAUCUAUGAAUACCAAGUAUAUGUAAUAACCAAGAAUCAAGAAAAUAAAAGGAGAACAAAUAGAAGAAAGCAAGGGGAAAACAAAACAAGCAGAAAACUUCAAAACAAAGGCACAACCUCAAUCUAUUUAAGAAAAAAAAUUGAACAGGAAGUGGGAAGUAUUCAUACUAUAUAUAUUAUAUCUUGGCCUAUAUUUGCAAAAUUGGUUUAUUAUUUCACUCUACUUCCUUCUCUCAUAAUUUUCUUAGUGUUUCAUUUCGUUCUCUAUUUUUCAUUUUCAAAAUGUCUUUAUUUGGUGAAUAUCCAUGUUUGAACAUGACUAUCCCUCCCAGUUAUAUCUCAUUCACUACAGCAUCCAUUUUCAUCCCAUUGACUCUCCUUACAGUCACUGGUAACUUACUGGUGUUGCUUGCCAUCUUUGUGGAUCCAUAUCGUGAUUUAAAAUCACCUUUCAAUUACUUUGUUGCCAAUCUAGCUGUGGCAGACUUGUUAGUUGGACUUGUAGUUGAUCCUCUAGGCGUAGUGUAUCAUUACAGUGAAGGUUUACAAGGCAAGUAUCCUGCAAGUCUGAAUUAUAUACAUGUACCUUACUUCAUGACUAGCUCGGCAUCUGUGUUAAGUCUUGCUGCUCUUACAUUUGACAGAUAUCUUGCAAUCACUUCACCAAUGUCUUAUAGGACUAGACUCAAUCCCAAAAGAGCAGGGUUUGUUUCUCUUGGAAUCUGGGUUUUCUCUGUAGCAUUUUCAUUUUUGUAUCUCGUAACUGGAUACCUCAUGUUUUCAUUUAUUUUCAUGCACACCAUUAUCUUAUUUUCUUUCUUCGUGAUGCUCUUUACAUACCAGAGGAUAUUCAAAGUGUUUAGAACACAAGUUGAGCAGUGGGACAACAUGAAUGAUGCAAAGAAUGAAGACAACUUUGCUAAACGUCAAGCUGUCAGAUGGGAGCAAAAAGUCACCAAGACUUUUCUCAUCAUGUUGGUGUUUUUUCUUGGCUGCUACCUUCCAGCUUGCAUCUGUAUCUACAUCACCAACUUGUGCAGUACAUGUAGCUGUGUCUUAAUUCACUGGGCGAGGGAUGCUCACUUUUUCCUCAUUCUUUCUAAUUCCAGCAUUAAUCCUUUUCUUUAUGCAGUAAGAUUUGAGAAUUUCAGAAAAGCGUUUAAGAAAAUGCUUCAAUGUGCAUGCUUAAGGAGGAGAUUCCAGUCAUUUAGGCUGGAGUUUGUGAAUUCGUCGACUGGAGAAAGCACUACCUCAAUAGCUCCAAAAACUUCACAAAGUGAAUAGAUCCAGCAGUUGCAUCAUCACUCUCAAGAAACCUUUUUACCUUGGAUGUAAUAUUUUCCUAUUUUAGACCAUGUGUCAUUCCCUAGAGUAUCAUUUCUUUGUUUAACAGUUGCAAAUCAGAAGACAGAGUAAUGGACCUCUUUACCUUGGGCGUAAUGUUUUCCCAUUUCAGACCACAAGUCAUUCCCUAGAGUAUAAUUUUUGUGUUUAACAGUUGCGCAUGAGAAGACACAUGAAUAUGGAUACAACUC